AACGACGUGAUGCAGCAGUGAAGAGCUCCAUUGUGGGCCGUAUAAAGCAGAGGCAGGAACGGCAUUCCUGGCAGACACCAGCCGGUGGACAGUCGAAGGAGUUUUGCAUGAAUAGUGGACUGAUUCAGUCUGUGGCGACAAGGCGAUUAGCAUUUUGAGUGGAUUCACUGCCGGCUCUGUUCCAUUCACAGGGCGAGUUUAAGCCAGAGAGCUAAAAUGGGAGGCAAGCUCAGCAAAAAGAAGAAGGGGUACAAUGUAAACGACGACAAGUCCAAAGACAAGGAUGCCAAGGCAGAAGGUGUCUCUGCUGAGGAGAGUGAAGCACCGAAAGACAAGAAAGAUGAGGCCCCUGAGGCCAGCGAUGCUAAAGAAGUAGCGAACGAUACGGCUGCCAAGGAGACACCGGCUGCGGAUGCUGCAGCGCCAAAGGAGGAAGAAAAGAAUGCUGCUCCUGCCUUAAAGGAGUCGGAAAAACCUUCCACCAACGCUGAACCGAAAACAGAGGCACCUAAAAGCGCAGAGGCUGCCAAGGCUGACGAGAAACCAGGUGCCCCUACUCCGGCCAAAGAAUCGGCUCCCGUCACCAACGAGCCAGGGGCGAAGACCGCUGCACCUGGCCCUGCAGCCGAGAGCAAAGGGGAGGCUGACGCCAAAAAGACUGAGGCCCCCGCUGCUCCAGCGGCCAAAGCUGAGGUGACCCCGGCUACUUCUCCUGACCCUAAGCCCACAGAGGCGGCAGCUCCUGCGGCACCAAAAGAGGCUGCUGCUGCACCUAGUUCAACACCAGCCGCCGAACCUACCAAGGAGGCAAACGCCACAGAGGCACCAAGCAAGGAUCAAACCGUAGCAGUUCAAGAUUAAUGGACAGCUUCUUUUCCAAAACGAAGAAACAAAUUACCUAACUCAACGAUGACAAAGAUUUAAAAAGAAAAUGAAAUUACUAGCUCACCCAUAUUAUUAUGAUAACAAUAAUAAUAAUAAUUGUAAUGAUGAUAAUGAUGAUUUGUUGAAUAAGGACUGGAGAAGUUUCCCACCAAUGCGUAUGAUUAUUGCUAUUAUUAUUGUUAUGUUUUAAUCUAUUUUUUCUGCUGUAGUAUUUGAACUUUGAUACGAGCCUGUGUCGCCCAUACACCUUUGCCCCUUCACCUUCAUCAUCCCAUUCAAUCAUAACAUCCAGCUUCCCAUAUCAUCCCACAGAAGGAUUCAUGCAUUCACCUGCACCUUCUGCUCGGUGGAUGUCUUUAGUAAACCAUUGUGAUUAGACAAAAUCAAGUGAGAGGUUACAAAUUACUUUUCAAGGUGGAUUUGCAUUACAUCGGCCCAAUCUUUUGACCCAGAUCUUCCAGUGUUCCAGUGUUGCUUUAUGUUUUUCCUUUGAGGACUGAGAAUGCUGAAGCUUUUGGAGGCAAUUCACAGGUUGAAAAUUGCUGGCUUUGCAAAUAACUGUAGGAUUUCUUUCACAUAAACUUCUACAUUUUGUACUGAAACCCUUAGCUAUAUUGUAAGGAAACUAAGUGGUUUUUUAGCAUUUGUAAUACUUACAUUUGCAAAGCCUUGCUGAAAAUACCUUGCAAUGUUCUUGUAAAGUUUAAAGCAAUUCUCAGUCUUUUAAUAAAAUAAACAGUGACAAAUAUAAAACAGACAUAUCUAGCAAUGACGUUGAUGAUAUACAGGCAGGACAAUCUUUGAGAUUGUUUGAACUUGCUUGUAAUACUAAGUCGGUUAUGUUUACGGUGUUACGAGGACACUUUGGAUAGCACAUAUAAGUUGUGUCUUUUUAAAGACAGUAGACUAAACUGGCACUCAAACAUCCUGUGAUUGUUUAGAGGAAGAAAGGAAAUGAAAUCUUCAGCUUGCACAAUGUGGUCAGGCUGUAAGACUGUCCUGUGCUGUUAGGUUUUACAAUUCAGCCACCAAUACUUUAGUAUUUAUGUGAACCUCUUUAAACUUUUCUCAACCAAUAGAAAAGAAUUUAGAGAUUGGGACAUGGGCAUUUAAUCUGGCCACAAAAGGUACACUGGACAGUUGAUGCAGUUUACUUCACCUCAGCGGUCUGGUAUUUGGAAAAGAGAUGGCAUAAAAUGUUAGAAAGUCUCUGGACUUAAAUUAUUACAGGCAAUGAAAGAUUGUGUCCUGGAAGAAAGUUAAUAAAAUAUUUUUUUAUGUUCAUUAUAAGACAUGACUUUUCAAACAUUGUUCAACAGAUUCCAAACUCAGACACAGCUGUGUUGAUAUGUACAAUGUCCCUACCAGCUACAUAUAAAGCAACAUCACCAGCAAACAUCUGGAAACCUGCAGCUGGACAAAACAUUUAUAUAUAAACUAAAAUUAAGUGGGCCAAGAACUCAGCCUUGGUGUACACAUGUAUUGACGUUUUGAAAUGGUGGUUUCUUGUCACCUAUUAGAAUUCAUUGCUCACAGUUUACAGGAUUUGAGUCAAAUUACUGUAAACCCAAAUUAGAAAAAGUCAGUAUUCCAAUGAAAUUCAUAGUCAGUGCUUUGGUAUAGCCUCUUAAGUUCUUCUGUUAAGGUCAUCCUUCAGCCACAAGCCGUCAGCAGGAGGCGGUGUCGGCCUGUCAAGAUAGCACCACUUCAGUGAACAGCGAGAUUUGAACAUGUCACUUCCCUUCUGGGGACACCUCUGACGAAGACAAACGUUCUGCCAUUGAAACAUGUCAGGUCUGUUUUGAAAACUUUGAAGAACUUAAAGGCUAUAUAAAAAAAUCAUUUAAAGUGCCAAACACAUUUUUCAAUCUUCAACUACUUUAUCGUAAGGUGAAAAUAGGGUAUUUCUAAUUACACUCCAGAUCAACUACAGCAUAUUUAAAAAUGUAUUAAACUCUGGCUUGAUUUCACUUGCUGGUACCGUGUUUGAGAAAAGAGGACUUUGAUUUGGCCAAGCAUUUUUGUUAGCAUGUAUAAACAUCUGUGUAGCACUGGAGGAUGUUAUGUUAAGUUGAAUUAAAAGAGACAAAACAGGAAAAAGUAAGGUUUAUUUAGCAGUUAUUGUCAUAUUUUUGCAUCAUAAUGGGUUCUACUUCUGCUUGUGACCCAAUUCUUGGAGAAUAAAAUACUGAAUAUACCAGCAACUUAAACUCUGACCACCAAACCUUCCUCUUUCCACCUUUGCAUAAAAGCAGGUAUAUGUGUUGUCAUCUCCGCCAUUCAUCUGCCACCUUUUCAUCUCCUUCCAUCCGGCACACAGCGUCUUCCUUCCAGCAUUCGUUGAACCGUAGCAGAAACAAACAUCCGAGGAAGGUUGUGUGUCACUUGACCAUUUUUUUUCUUCCUCUUUUGACUCAGUAAAUUGCAUGUUUGUGGUUGGGUGAAUCUGUAGUCCUGUCUUUUUGGUCAAGUGGAAAAAAAAAAAAAAAAAAAAAAAAGUAUUGAUAAUUUCUUGGUCUGCAUCCAUGCCAACUACAAUUGAUAUUUUCAUUCCAUGUCUCACCACAGCUAUUUCUACAUGUUCAUUCAAGCAAACAGAAAAAAAACAUGAUAUGGAAAUUGAUGCGUUAAAAUUAUAUGUACUUGUAUAAAUGGUGCAACAGUAAUAAAAUGUCAGAAAUUGACUUAA
Girardinichthys multiradiatus is the source of this 3574-nucleotide messenger RNA. RefSeq names its product brain abundant, membrane attached signal protein 1 (gene basp1). The transcript has 2 exons. The record is from RefSeq and is a predicted model, not a curated record. Lineage: Eukaryota; Metazoa; Chordata; Actinopteri; Cyprinodontiformes; Goodeidae. Bases 217 to 861 code for a protein of 214 amino acids.